AUGGCGACUGAACUUAUUGCUGCGAACAUUGAACCUGGGUCUCGAACUCAAGGCGUGGAGCUUCAAGAAACUCACGGCCAAGUUGAUGCUCCAUGGGGAUAUCUGCAUUCAGACUUCUAUCCAGAGACCCCACCCAUCUCUGUAAGCGCCAGCGAGAGUGAUCUCACGCUUUCUUUCAUCAACACGAAGGGGUUUGAAGGCAAUCCUAUUGUUGCCGUGUUGGGUGUUGGCUAUGUUGGUAGCCAUCUUGUGGAGACCUUCUCCAGUCACUUUCGUGUUAUCGGCUUUGAUGUGUCGAGUCAGAGAGUGCGCGAGCUAAGUGAGAAGUACGACACGGUCUCGUCAAUCAGCAUCUCUAGCAAUCCGAGAGAUCUCGCUCAAGCGACACAUUUCCUCAUCUCGGUUCCAACCCUGCUGAGGCCGGACCGAACUAUCGAUUCCUCCUAUCUUCGUGAAGCACUCAGAACCGUUGGCAUGGUAGCCCGUCGCGGUUCAACCAUUGUCAUAGAAAGCUCUGUCGCCGUCGGCAUGACUAGGCAGCUUCUUGGGCCUCUGGCCGAGGAGUGCGGUUUCUUUGCUGGCAUGUCGCCCGAGAGAGUCGAUCCAGGGAGAAAGCAUCCAUCGGUUCAGUCCAUCCCCAAGAUUAUCUCCGGGCUUGAUGACAUAGUCCCUGGGUCAUUGGAAUCCAUCUCCAGUAUCUAUGGCCGUGUUUUUGACCAUUUGGUCCCAGUUUCCACGCCUGAGGUCGCAGAAAUGACCAAACUGUAUGAGAACUGUCAGCGAAUGGUAUGCAUUGCAUAUGCCAAUGAGAUGGCUGAUGCCUGCAUCUCUCAUGGUAUUAACCCCUUUGAGGUUUGUGAGGCUGCCUCAACCAAACCUUUCGGGUUUAUGUCGUAUACGCCAGGCAUUGGUGUGGGUGGACACUGCAUCCCCAUCAACCCAUUUUACCUGCUCUCCAACAAUAGCUUUCCUCUACUGGAAAAGGCAACCAAGAUAAUGUGGUCCCGGCCCGCAGCUAUUGCAGAACGAGCAGUAGAACAGCUGAAUCAUUUCGGUAAAGGGGCAGUGCUAGGCAGCAGACCUCGUAUUCUGGUCGUCGGGAUGGCGUUCAAAGCCGGCCAAUCUAACCUGAGCAAUUCUCCAGGUCUCGAAUUAGCUAUACACCUGGUCGUAUCUCAGCAAUUUGAUGUGACAUGGGCGGAUGCAUUAGUUGACGAGCUAUCAAUUCCCCAAAUCAAGCGGCUGCCAGACAACGAGUGGUGCAAAGAUAUUUUGGAGAUGUAUGACAUGAUUUUUGUUUGUCUGAAGCAAUGUGGGAUGGAUCUGGAGUUGCUGAAAGAGCUGAAGAAUCCCAAGGUUGAGAUGUGGUGUCGCUGA
Molecule: messenger RNA, 1377 nt
Organism: Clonostachys rhizophaga
Lineage: Eukaryota; Fungi; Ascomycota; Sordariomycetes; Hypocreales; Bionectriaceae
Source: the annotation of a GenBank genome assembly